CUCAUAGAAGAGUCGCUGCGCUCCGGCGGAGAUUAUUUCAGUCGGACUCACCCGGACCGCGAGCUUCUCCUCCUGCUUUUGGACUGAACUUCACAGGACCGCUUCCUCCGGGAUGGCCGCGUCGAUUCUGGAGGAGGAAACACGUUAUGGAUCCAGUCCCUUGGCUAUGCUAACCGCCACCUGCAACAAGUUCGGGAACACCAGUCCAGUCCGAGACUCCGCCACGCCCGGCAAAGCGGGAAGCGCGGCACCAGUUAAGAAAGCCUACAGCAUGACCUCUGAACUCCAGAGCCCUAAGAAUAACGGUCGGGGCAACGAGGGCGUCGCGGACUCUUACAGCGGCUCCUUCAGCUCCGCCGGGGGUUUGCUCACCCCGACCGGCAGCCCUCCUCCUGCUCCCACGGGAGCGUACGGCUCCGAAUACAACCCGUUCUCCAGUUUCCAAACCUCGAGCGCCUCUCAGGACCCUUCGCUCCUGGGAACCAAAGCCACAGCGGACUGCCUGACCAGCGUCAACACCUACUUGGACAUGACGCACCCCUACAGCUCCUGGUACAAGGGCAUCCAUCCCGGGAUCACGGCCGCACCUGCGAACGCGACUUCUUCUUGGUGGGACGUCCACACCAAUUCAAACUGGCUAAGCGCUGGACAGCCUCAACCCGAGAGCCUCCAAGCGCCCUUGCAACCUGUGGCUCCUCAAGCGUCCCUAAACCCGCAGAUGCCUAGUUACACUCCCGAUUUCACACCUCUGAACCCGGCGCCGUACCCGUCCGUAGGCUUGAGUUCGUCCUCGCACCUGCUGCAGUCCUCACAGCACAUGCUCCCGCAGGACAUGUACAAGCCCAAACCCGUAACCACUUCUGGAAUCCUGGACAAUUCCAUGGGGCUCAAACCGGCCCGGGGAACGCCCGGGUACACCGGGGGAUCCACCACCGGGCGGUCGUCUUGCGAUUGCCCGAACUGCCAAGAGCUGGAGAGGCUUGGUGCGUCGGCCGCAUCCCUGCGCAAGAAACCCGUCCACAGCUGCCACAUUCCCGGCUGCGGGAAGGUUUACGGCAAGGCCUCGCAUCUGAAAGCCCACCUGCGUUGGCACACGGGCGAAAGGCCCUUCGUCUGCAACUGGCUCUUCUGCGGGAAGCGCUUCACCCGCUCCGACGAGCUGGAGCGCCACGUCCGCACCCACACGCGGGAAAAGAAGUUCACGUGUCUCCUGUGCAAUAAGCGCUUCACUCGUAGCGACCACCUCAGCAAGCAUCAGAAAACCCACACGGAAGCCAGCCUGCAAGGGAAGGGGCCGGAAGAGGAGGCGGAGCCCAGAGGAACCGAGGAGCCGACGGAUUCCGGCAAAGUGGCUCCUCAGGGGGCCGCGGGCGGCAUGCAGGACCCGACGGUUGGCGGAGAGGACAAGAGCAGCACUGGGAACGGUGUGGACAGCAGCAGCGGGCUGCUGGAGAUAUAAAAGCGCUGUGUGGGGAAUUGGAUGAGGAAGACUCUGACAAGUGGAGCUACUGUUGCAUUGGUGCUAAGCUGCGUAUACAAUGAUAUCCUGUGUUUUUAUUAUGCAAUCUGUGUUUAGGAACUAGUCGAAUGCGUAUCACGGACGUUUGUAGACUGGAAGAUUUUGGGAGAAAAACUCCCAGACAUGAAGAUGAAUAAUUUUACACAAGAACUUCAGACACGUUGGUCUGGAGUGACCUACAUUUUGAAUUCUUAUUACUAUUGAAUUAUUUCUCAUGCUAUAUUUUAGAUUCCUUCUUUUUGACAACUUUUAGAGGCGGCUGUUUUAAGCCCAGCGUUUAGUAGAUUGUUUCUGUCAGCAGAGCAUCUGACAUUUGGGCUUCCAAUCGAUGCACAUUUUGUCCUUGUGAUCUGUUUUUAUUUAAUUAAAAUUGAUUUCUUUUAUUUUUUUAAAUCCUGAAUGCUUUCUUGAGGACUCCUUACUUUGAUUUGAAUUGAUCAGGACAGUAAUCUUCGGUUUAGGCUGCAAAGAGGAGAUCUGGUGUACAGUGAACCCGUAUUCUUUUGUUUCAUUAUCGGUCCUGUCGCUUAUCAUUGUUUUAUUUAAUUUCCUAUUUACAUCAAAUCUAAUUUAUGUUUUAAAUUAUGAGACAAUGUUGUG
Molecule: messenger RNA, 2119 nt
Organism: Labeo rohita (rohu)
Lineage: Eukaryota; Metazoa; Chordata; Actinopteri; Cypriniformes; Cyprinidae
Gene: sp7
Product: Sp7 transcription factor
Exons: 2
Coding region: 113-1459 (448 amino acids)
Biological process (GO): regulation of transcription by RNA polymerase II
Molecular function (GO): RNA polymerase II cis-regulatory region sequence-specific DNA binding; DNA-binding transcription factor activity, RNA polymerase II-specific
Source: RefSeq, a predicted model, not a curated record